AAAGUUGGGUACAUUCAUCCGUCGUCACAAUGAAGGCUCGGCGGAGUUUGCUCAUGACUAAUGUUCGCUCCGUCGCUCGAAACGGGUUUAUUUCUCCUUCCUUACUGUUGUGUUCCGUCUUGGUUCUGUUGACAACUCGUGGAACGAAUUUUGGAGACAAAGAAUCAUGCUCGAUGUCGUCGGCAGUGGUGGCGUUCCAGGUUUCGUCGUUUGCAUCUCCGUCGGUACGGGCGCCGACCACAAAACGAAUACGCAGCGAUCUGUUCAGCCAUGACGACAAACAAGACGCUUUGAGGAGCAUCCAAAUCGACAGCACAAAGAAACCCCGGCAGCUGAACACAGCGCCACCGCAGCGACGGAUGUUUCUCCAGCAGGCUGGCCUCGCGGCGACCGCAUUUGCGGCCGGGCUUUCCCAGUUGGACACCGUGGAGGUCGUGAACGCGCUGGACAUGGACAGCAAGAACGCCGCGGCCGCUUCGGCCAUGAGCGGCAUCAAGGUCAGCAAGAACGUCGGGGGACUGGCCCAGCGCAUCCGUGGCGGCCUGUGUUUCAAAAUGGACGAGCUCCAGCGGGACCUGAUGCAGGAACGGUGGGACCUCCUGCCGCCGUACCCGGCGCAGCUGCGGUCCUACGUGACCGUGUUUACGACCUACACGGACGCGGCCUUUCCGAGCGACUCGCCCUCGGACUACGGCCUGCGGGUGGCCCUGCGAUACGAGGUGGGCCGGUUCUUUGCGUCGGUCGAGCGGCUGAAGCGGGCGAUCGCGAAGCAGUCGCUGGAGGAGGCCUACACGGGUGAGUUGCGCAAACAAAAACGCGCAUUCGAAGCUUUCAGACCGGAAAAAUCAAAAAACGAGGCCGUGCUGAUAGCGUUUCUUGAGCCUAUGACCUGACCGUAAUAUCUUGUGCCGUUUCUUUCCACCGUUUGCUUUCUUUUUUUGGUCGUAUUUUUCCCUGGAACAUGUGUGUCGUCGGAUCGUUUCGUCAAUUUUUCAAACGGUAUUUUCGAUUUCCCAAACAACAAUCCUAUCACGCAACACACAACAAUUCAACGCAACGCAACACAACACAACACAGCCUAUGCCGACAUGAGCCUCCAUCUCGACCGGUACCUUCGAGUGGGCGGCCUCUACACCUACUACGACAGCGUCGUCGACAACGAGGUUUUGUUCAAGGAGUACAACGACGCCCUGGUCUAUAGCGACCCUUCCAAGGACCCGGCCGAGGUCCGCGAUUUGGUCGUCCUCUGCAACGGACCCGACAAGGGCAAGACAGGCAUCCUGAUCGGGAUCUACCCCCCGACCGAGAAGGCCAGCAACGUCGUCGUCAAGCUGGACAAGUACCGCGGGAUGCGGGAAAUCCGGGUCGUCCCGCGGCUGUGGGCGGCCAAGCGUCUGGGGGAGCAAGACCCGGACGCGGUCUUCUUGAUCCCGCGGAAGUAACGCGGAAGGUGCGAGGGUUGCAAGCUAUAGCCUAUAA
Pseudo-nitzschia multistriata is the source of this 1479-nucleotide messenger RNA. NCBI's taxonomy places the organism in Eukaryota, Bacillariophyta, Bacillariophyceae, Bacillariales, Bacillariaceae. The record is from the annotation of a GenBank genome assembly.